Molecule: messenger RNA, 4209 nt
Organism: Vicia villosa (hairy vetch)
Lineage: Eukaryota; Viridiplantae; Streptophyta; Magnoliopsida; Fabales; Fabaceae
Product: protein transport protein SEC24 A-like
Exons: 13
Coding region: 519-3596 (1025 amino acids)
Biological process (GO): COPII-coated vesicle cargo loading; endoplasmic reticulum to Golgi vesicle-mediated transport; intracellular protein transport
Cellular component (GO): endoplasmic reticulum exit site; COPII vesicle coat
Molecular function (GO): zinc ion binding; SNARE binding
Source: RefSeq, a predicted model, not a curated record
UCCAUCCUUAAAAAAUAAAAAAAAAUUGAAUAGAAAGCCUAAACUUUUAGUAUUUCUUGAAAGAUAAAUUAGGAUUAUUUUUUUUAAAUUAAGGGUGAUUUUAACAUCCCUCCCCUUCAAAUCACCUCAAUUUGGAGGAAUGGAAAAUCACUCUACAAGGAAUUUUAAUCCCCUUCUCGCCCCUCCGCUCCUAAAAAGUUGAACCAAACAUGUCAUAGCUUUUUCAAUCUCACAAAUGCUUAUGUUGUAGAUAAGUUCAAAUAAGUCAAUCCAAACAUUACCUAAUACUAGUUGAGUGCAUAAAAAUGAUCCAAAGCACUUCAUAUUCAUCUGAGUUCUACUAUUGUUGAUUUGAACUGUGUUGUGAACUCUGAAUUGUAAUGUCUUUUGUUGUUUCUCUAUAUAUCAAGCAUUGCAUGAAUCAAAGUUGUUCUUUUAUCUUCUAAUAGGCUUGGUGAUGGGACAAGGUUUUGAUCAAAUAAAAGCAGAGUGAUUUGGAUCUUUCUAUAUUGUAAUCUAUGGGGACUAAAAACAUAGAUCGUACAGGCUUCCCUGCAAGACCUGUUUCCAUACCUUUUGUUUCUUCCCAGAUGCCAUCUUUUUCAUCUAUAGGAUUCGCUGCUGCAUCGGAGCCUCCUUCUUUCCGACCUACUCCUCCUGAAACCCCCGUGCCAUUUUCAUUGUCUGGACCUGUGGUUCAACCUGGGGCACCUUGUUUUAGACCUGCACCACCAAGGUUAAAUUACCCAUCCGAGCCUCUUCCUCCCCCUUCCCCAUCAUCCAAUGUCCCCACAAUGCCGGCUGUUGGACCUUUCCAGCAUUUUCCAGCACCGUCCUUUUCCUCACCGGCUCAGCCUCCUCUUACACGGGCUGUUACGCCCAUGGAACAACAAUCAUUUCAACCUCCUGCAAAUCAAGCACGCCCUUUUCUCUCAUCUCUUCCGCCUCCUGCAAAUCAAGCACCUCCUUUAUUCCCAUCUCUUCCGCCUCAGCCGCAAAUGCCUAAUGUUCCAAUGGAAUCUCCACCUAUUGGUUCAAAUGUUCCCCCUCCUUCUCAAUAUCAGCCAUCUUUUCCUGGAUACACCCAUAUGCAGCCUGGUGCUGAAAUGCAUGCUCCACCUAUGCAUUCCUCUAUUCCUGCUAAUCAAGGAAAUUAUGGACCUGCAGCAUCUUCUCCUUUUAAACCUCAUCAAGGAGGAUACAUUCCAUCAUUUCCAAUGGCUAAUCCACUAGGUAUCCAGCCUACACAGCAGCCAGGAUCAAUACCCCCUACUGGUUCCAUUCAAGGCUUAACAGAAGACUUCAGUUCAAUCACAAUGCAAACUCGCCCUGGAACAAUGGAUCCAUUAUUUGAUCCUAAAGAACUUCCUAGGCCGUUGGAUGGUGAUGUGAAGCCGACAAAUUUGACUGAGAUGUAUCCCAUGAACUGCAGUCUCAAAUAUCUACGAUUCACCACCAGUGGAAUUCCUAACUCUCAGUCCUUAGCUUCAAGGUGGCAUCUGCCUCUUGGAGCAGUAAUAUGUCCGCUUGCCGAAUCUCCUGAUGGGGAAGAGGUGCCUAUAAUUAAUUUUGCUCCAGCUAGUGUUGUGCGCUGUAGAAGAUGCCGCACAUAUGUGAAUCCUUAUAUGACAUUUACAGACGUUGGUAGAAAGUUCAGGUGCAAUGUAUGCACCACGCUUAAUGAUGUUCCUAGUGAAUAUUAUGCACAAUUAGAUGCCACUGGCCAAAGAAUUGAUUUGAAUCAACGACCCGAGCUUACAAAGGGUACUGUAGAAUUUGUUGCCCCAACUGAGUAUAUGGUGCGGCCUCCUAUGCCCCCAUUAUAUUUCUUCCUCAUCGAUGUUUCUAUGUCUGCAGCUAGAAGUGGCAUGAUUGCGGUUGUAGCCCAAACAAUCAAGUCUUGCUUAGAUGAGCUGCCUGGCUUAUCACGAACACAAAUAGGGUUUGCAACUUUUGACAGCACAAUUCAUUUUUACAAUAUGAAGUCAUCCUUGACUCAACCACAGAUGUUGGUUGUCUCUGAUCUGGAUGACAUAUUUAUUCCGCUGCCAGAUGAUCUUCUUGUUAACUUAUCUGAAUCUAGAAGUGUGGUGGAGAGCUUCCUAGAUAGCUUGCCAACUAUGUUCCAGGACAAUGUUAAUCUGGAAUCAGCUUUUGGUCCGGCUAUUAAGGCUGCUUUAAUGGUUAUGAGUCAACUUGGAGGGAAAUUGUUAAUUUUUCAAAAUACACUACCAUCUCUUGGUAUUGGUCGCUUAAAGUUACGUGGAGAUGAUUCUCAUAUUUAUGGGACAGAUAAAGAACAUGGUUUGAGACUGCCCGAAGAACCGUUUUACAAGCAAAUGGCUGCUGAGUUGUCUAAGUGCCAAAUUUCAGCAAAUAUAUAUGCAUUCAGUGAUAAGUACACUGACAUAGCCUCCUUAGGAACUCUGGCAAAGUACACUGCUGGUCAUGUGUAUUAUUAUCCAGCUUUCCAAUCAUCUAUUCAUGGGGAGAAGUUGAGACAUGAAUUAAGAAGAGACCUCACAAGAGAGACUGCAUGGGAAGCUGUAAUGCGUGUUAGAUGUGGAAAAGGUGUUCGUGUCACGACUUAUCAUGGAAACUUCAUGCUAAAGUCCACAGAUUUGUUGGCACUUCCAGCUGUAGAUUGUGAUAAAGCCUUUGCCAUGCAGUUAACACUUGAAGAAACAUUGUUGACAACUCAGACAGUUUAUUUUCAAGUUGCAUUGCUUUAUACUGCAUCUUGUGGAGAAAGGCGUAUAAGAGUACACACGAUGGCACUGCCAGUAGUUACAGACUUGGCUGAUAUCUAUCGUUUGGCUGAUACUGGUGCAAUUGUAUCUCUGUUUAGUAGGUUAGCAUUUGAGAAAACAUUGUCCCAUAAACUGGAAGAUGCACGAAGUGCGUUGCAACUGAGAAUUGUGAAAGCCCUGAAGGAGUAUCGAAAUAUUUAUGCUUUGCAUAAUCGCUCGGCCAACAGAAUGAUAUAUCCUGAGUCUUUAAAAUUCCUAAUGUUGUAUGGAUUAGCUCUUUAUAGAUCAAUGGCUCUACGUGGAGGGUAUGGCGAUGUUCCACUGGAUGAACGAUGUGCAGCGGGACAUACAAUGAUGGCUCUUCCUAUAAAAAGAUUGUUGAAACUUCUAUAUCCUAGUUUCAUUCGACUUGAUGAAUAUCUUCUGAAGGCAUCCGUACAGGCUGAUGACUUCAAAAUUAUCGAGAGAAGGUUACCUUUGACUAGGGAAAGCUUAGACUCUAGGGGCCUUUAUAUAUACGAUGAUGGCUUCAAGUUCAAUAUAUGGUUUGGUACAGUGAUUUCACCUGAUAUUGCAAAGAAUUUACUUGGAUCGGAUUUUGCGGGAGAAUUAUCAAAGGCUACUCUCAAAGAGCAUAACAAUGAAAUGUCGAGGAGGCUGAUUAGGGUACUCGAAAAAUUAAGAAAUAGUGAUCAAGCAUAUUACCAGUUGUGCCACCUAGUGAGGCAAGGUGAACAGCCCAAAGAAGGAUUCCUCCUUCUUGCAAACCUUGUGGAGGACCAGAUGGGCGGCAAUGGUGGGUACGCUGAUUGGAUGCUACAGAUAUCCCGACAAGUGCAACACUGAUAAUACAUAGGUACAGACUGUCAUCUUUAUUAGGGGUAGUAACAACAGGCAUGCUGAUUUGAUGCUACAGACAUCCCGACAACACGUGCAAUACUCAAAAUAUAUAGCUUCCCUAGCAGGAUAAGCAGGGUUUUGUCAGACUUCUGUCUCAAAAAAGAAGAGUAUUUCUUUCUGCAUUAAAAAUAAACUGAAUCUAGCCUUUGCAGUGCAUGGUGAAGGGUAGUUUCAUGACUUGGCUAGUUCGUCAUUGUGACCCCUUAGAAGGAAGCUUCUAUGAGACUUUUGGUUCAACCUUGAAUGAUAGAUGAACUCUACCGUGGUGAUUGAACAGCCGUUGAUAGAGGAAAAUGAAGUAAAGAAACAAUUUAGGUGCAUGUAUUUUUUCCUUGCGAUACAAGUUUGACUCAUUCUGCUGUUAGUGUGUGGCUGAUUCAGUCAUUUUUGUAGAAAAAGAAAGUAGACAGAAAGAAAGAGAUGACACGGUAAAAUUAGUCUGCAAGAUAUGAAUUUUGUUUGGUUACUAUUAUGAUUAUUUACUUUGAUAUUUUUUGUUUGAAACUGUUGUCUUUCUUUGUGAUUUAGAGUAUGUUUUACUCCUGCUGUCUUAAUUGAA